UCCUGGGCUGGGCCAUCCCCGUGAUGGCUCCGGUGGUGGCGCAGGUCCGGAGGCCCAGGGCUACUCGUGGCCCUUCAGAGCACGAGCUGCCUCGGCCGGGGCAGCGGUCAGCCCAGAGGCUACCAAAUGCUUCUGUGCCUCAGUUUCCCUGCCUGUGGAGAUGGGGAGACAGAGGCACGGAGCUGGACAGUGACCCAGACACCAGGAGCCACCCAGCGUGGAGCACGGGUCUGGCCCAGCUGGCUCAGGGUGCAAGUCCACUGUUACUCCCUGGCUGUGUACCUUGACACAUCUCGGACAGGGUCUUCACAGAGGCCAUCAGGAUGUCAUAUUUUGGAGAGCAUUUUUGGGGUGAGAAAAACCAUGGCUUUGAGGUCUUGUACCACAGCGUGAAGCAGGGGCCCAUUUCCACCAAAGAGCUGGCUGACUUCAUCAGAGAGAGGGCCACCAUCGAGGAGACCUACUCGAAGGCGAUGGCGAAACUUUCCAAGCUGGCCAGCAACGGGACCCCCAUGGGGACCUUCGCCCCACUCUGGGAGGUCUUCCGUGUGUCCUCCGACAAGCUGGCCCUGUGCCACCUGGAGCUGACUCGGAAGCUGCAGGACCUCAUCAAGGACGUGCUCCGCUACGGGGAGGAGCAGCUCAAGACCCACAAGAAGUGCAAGGAGGAAGUGGGGGGCACCCUGGACGCGGUGCAGCUGCUCGCCGGGGUCACCCAGCUGCUGCCCAAGUCCCGCGAGAACUACCUGAGCCGCUGCGUGGACCUGGAGCGGCUGCGCCGAGAGAACACCAGCCAGAAGGAGGUGGACAAGGCGGAAACCAAAGCCAGGAAGGCGGCCGGGAGUCUGCAGCGCGCCGUGGAGAAGUACAACUCGGCCCGCGCCGACUUCGAGCAGAAGAUGCUGGACUCGGCGCUGCCCUGUCCUCCCAACCACCACCACCCCCAGCGCUUCCAAGCCAUGGAGGAGACCCACCUGCGGCACAUGAAGGCGCUGCUGGGCUCCUAUGCCCACUCCGUGGAGGACACGCACGUGCAGAUCGGGCAGGUGCACGAGGAGUUCAAACAGAACAUCGAGAACGUCAGCGUGGACAUGCUGCUCCGGAAGUUUGCGGAGAGCAAAGGCACGGGCCGGGAGAAGCCGGGGCCCCUGGACUUCGAGGCGUACAGCACAGCCGCCCUGCAGGAAGCAAUGAAGCGACUGCGGGCAGCCAAGGCCUUUCGCCUGCCUGGACUGAGCCGGCGGGAGCGGGAACCGCGCGCGGCUGCAGACUUCCUGGAACCCGACUCAGGGAUGUGUCCAGAGGUGGAUGAAGAAGGUUUCACUGUCCGGCCCGAUGCGACCCAGAACAGCACGGCCGAGCCCUCUCGCUUCUCAUCCAGCGACUCCGACUUCGAUGACGAGGAGCCUAGAAAGUUCUACGUGCACAUCAAGCCCGCCCCGACCCGUGCUCCAGCCUGCAGCUCCGAGGCUGCGGCGGCACAGCUCCGGGCCACGGCCGGCAGCCUCAUCCUCCCUCCGGGCCCAGGGGGCACCAUGAAGCGCCACUCGGCCCGUGACACAGCUGGGAAGCCACAGAGGCCUCGGUCUGCACCACGGGCCACCAGCUGUGCAGAGAAGCCGCCGCCCUCUGACGAGCAGGUGUCCAAGAGCCUCUUUGGGCCGCCGCUGGAGUCAGCCUUUGACCACGAGGACUUCACAGGCUCCAGCAGCCUCGGCUUCACCUCCAGCCCCUCCCCUUUCUCCUCCUCCUCACCAGAGAAUGUGGAGGACUCUGGUCUGGACUCUCCAUCCCAUGCAGCUACCGGCCCCUCCCCAGAUUCCUGGAUCCCCCACCCAGGCACCCCACAAAGCCCACCUAGCUGUAGGGCGCAGCCCCCGGACUCCAGGGCGGCCAGGGUCCCACCACCACCAGACUCGCCGCAACCCCUGGCGCCAUCACCAGGACCGUGGGGGCUGGAGGCCGGAGGCGACCUGGCACCAGCAGAUUCCAUAACCAGGGAAGGCCUGGCAGCCCCACCCCGAAGACCCCGCUCCAGGAAGGUGUCCUGUCCCCUCACCCGCAGCAACGGCGACCUGUCCCGGUCUCUGAGCCCCUCCCCGCUGGGCUCAUCGGCCCCCAGCAUGGCCCCGGAUCGGCCCACCUUCUCAUCCCAGACUGGACAUGGAGUCUCCCGGGGCCCCAGCCCUGUCGUCCUGGGCUCCCAGGAUGCACUGCCCGUGGCCACGGCCUUCACGGAGUACGUCCACGCCUACUUCCGCGGCCACAGCCCCAGCUGCGUGGCUCGGGUCACCGGAGAGCUGACCAUGACCUUCCCGGCCGGCAUCGUGCGCGUGUUCAGCGGGACCCCGCCCCCGCCCGUGCUCAGCUUCCGGCUCGUCCACACGGCCGGCAUCGAGCACUUCCAGCCCAGCGCGGACCUGCUCUUCAGUGACCCAUCCCAGAGCGACCCAGAGACCAAAGACUUCUGGCUCAACAUGGCUGCUCUGACCGAGGCCCUGCAGCGCCAGGCGGAGCAGAACCCCGCGGCCUCUUACUACAACGUGGUGCUGCUGCGGUACCAGUUCUCCCGCCCGGGGCCCCAAGCGCUGCCCCUGCAGCUGCGCGCGCACUGGCAGUGCGGGGCGGCGCUCACGCAGGUGGCCGUGGAGUACAGCUACCGCGCCGGCGCCACGGCCGUGCCCACGCCGCUCUCCAACGUCCACAUCCUGCUGCCCGUGGGCGAGCCCGUCACCAACGUGCGCCUGCAGCCGGCGGCCACCUGGAGCCUGGAGGAAAAACGGUUCACCUGGAAGCUCCCGGAUGUGUCGGAGGCAGGGGGCUCCGGCCGCCUCUCUGCCAGCUGGGAGCCGCUGUCGGGGCCGAGCACCCCCAGCCCCGUGGCCGCACAGUUCAUGAGCGAGGGGGUCACUCUGUCCGGCGUGGAUGUGGAGCUGGUGGGCGGCGGCUACCGCAUGUCCCUGGUGAAGAGGAGGUUCGCCACAGGGAUGUACCUCGUGAGCUGCUGAGCGUCGCCCCAGCUCCGCCCUGAAUCCUGGUGCUCGCGGACGGGACGCCGGGUCCCCGCUGUCCCCAAGGCCUGGAUCCGUGGAGAGGAGCCGCCCGUCCGCGCCGCGCUGGCCGAGCCGAGGUCGCGCCUCCCCCUCACGCCAACCCCACGCAGGUCCCGGCCUUUUAAUGUUCUUUAAAUAAACACUUUAUUUUCUAACAAAAUAAAAAAAGGAAACCUUGUCCUGCA
Chinchilla lanigera (long-tailed chinchilla) is the source of this 3238-nucleotide messenger RNA. RefSeq names its product FCH domain only 1 (gene Fcho1). Gene Ontology annotation, biological process: clathrin coat assembly; clathrin-dependent endocytosis. The coding region runs from base 324 to 3008 and encodes 894 amino acids. The record is from RefSeq and is a predicted model, not a curated record. The transcript is spliced from 28 exons. NCBI's taxonomy places the organism in Eukaryota, Metazoa, Chordata, Mammalia, Rodentia, Chinchillidae. Gene Ontology annotation, cellular component: clathrin-coated pit; plasma membrane; cytoplasm.